Molecule: messenger RNA, 1638 nt
Organism: Charadrius vociferus (killdeer)
Lineage: Eukaryota; Metazoa; Chordata; Aves; Charadriiformes; Charadriidae
Gene: RNPEPL1
Product: arginyl aminopeptidase (aminopeptidase B)-like 1
Exons: 10
Coding region: 1-1638 (545 amino acids)
Biological process (GO): proteolysis
Molecular function (GO): zinc ion binding; metalloaminopeptidase activity
Source: RefSeq, a predicted model, not a curated record
AUGUUUCAACAGAUCUGGUGGCUGGAUCCAGAACUGACGUAUGGCAAUGCCAAGCCGUUUGUCUUCACGCAGGGCCACUCAGUGUGUAACCGGUCUUUCUUCCCCUGCUUUGACACACCAGCAGUGAAAUGUACCUAUUCAGCUACUGUCAAGGCUCCAGCAGGCAUACAGGUGUUGAUGAGUGCUACCCAAAGUACCUACUUAGAAGAGGAAGGCGUAUAUCAAUUUUACAUGGAAUAUCCAGUUCCUGCCUAUCUAGUGGCCCUGGUGGCAGGAGACCUUAUACAUGCAGACAUAGGUCCAAGGAGCAGAGUGUGGGCAGAGCCUUGUCUGCUGCCAACAGCCAUCAGCAAGCUUUCUGGCAUGGUUGAGCGCUGGCUGACUGCUGCAGAGAGUCUGUAUGGCCCAUAUAUAUGGGGAAGAUAUGACAUUGUUUUUCUUCCUCCAUCCUUCCCUAUUGUUGCCAUGGAAAACCCAUGCCUGACCUUUAUCAUCUCUUCCAUUCUGGAGAGUGAUGAGUUUUUGAUCAUUGACGUCAUUCAUGAAGUUGCCCACAGCUGGUUUGGAAACGCAGUCACCAAUGCUACAUGGGAGGAGAUGUGGCUGAGCGAGGGGCUAGCCACAUAUGCCCAGCGCCGGAUCACCACUGAGACCUAUGGAGCUGCCUUCACAUGUUUGGAGACUGCGUUCCGCCUUGAUGCUCUCCACAGACAGAUGAAGCUCCUUGGAGAAGACAACCCAGUCAGCAAGCUUCAGGUUAAACUGGAGCCAGGUGUAAAUCCUAGUAAUUUAAUGAACCUCUUCACCUAUGAGAAAGGCUACUGCUUUGUUUACUACCUGUCCCAGCUCUGCGGUGACCCAAGACACUUUGACUCCUUCCUAAGAGCCUACAUUGAGAAGUACAAAUUUACCAGCGUUGUGGCUCAAGAUCUCCUGGAUUCCUUUCUGAAUUUUUUUCCAGAGCUGAAAGAGCAAUGUGUUGAGAGCAAAGCAGGACUGGAGUUUGAACGUUGGCUCAAUGCUACAGGACCUCCGUUAGCUGAGCCAGACUUAUCUCAGGGAUCCAGUCUGACCAGACCAGUGGAGUCGCUCUUCAAACUCUGGACCACAGAGCCUCUGGACUCUGCUGCUGCUGCCAGCAGCGUUGACCUCACUAAAUGGAGAACGUUCCAAACUGUCCUUUUCUUGGACAGAUUGCUGGAUGGGUCACCACUGCCACAUGAGGUGAUAAAAAAGCUUUCGGAAUGUUACUCCUCUCAGCUGGACUCCAUGAAUGCAGAAAUCCGUAUCCGCUGGUUGCAGAUUGUAGUCCGAAAUGACUAUUAUCCAGACCUUUACAAAGUCCGUCGCUUCUUGGAAAACCAGAUGUCUCGGAUGUACACGAUUCCACUUUAUGAGGACCUUUGCACUGGCACCCUCAAGUCUUUUGCCUUAGAAAUUUUUUACCAGACCCAAAAUCAGCUGCACCCCAAUUUGCGAAAAACCAUCCAACAGAUCUUAUCACAGGGCUUGAAUCCGCUUCCUGCCAUAGACACUACAGCAGUCACUACAGACACACCAGCGAUGGUGCUUGAGGACAAAGUCUCAGAGGCCACAAACGGUGCCAUUUCACUCAGGGAUGUUAAUGUGUCUGCUUAG